Tinamus guttatus (white-throated tinamou) is the source of this 1416-nucleotide messenger RNA. NCBI's taxonomy places the organism in Eukaryota, Metazoa, Chordata, Aves, Tinamiformes, Tinamidae. The record is from RefSeq and is a predicted model, not a curated record.
AUGUCGCCUCGGAAACCCCAGCAGCCCGGGAGGCUGUUCCAGAAGCGCCGGCACCGCCAGGGCUGGGGGCUCCUCCGGACAUGGAGGCGCUCGGGGCAUUCCCGGCCGCUCCGGACUGUGUCCAGGCUGGCCCAGCUCCGAGGAUGGAGCCUCCUCUCGGGCACCCUGCUCCACCGUUCAACCCCCCUCACCACAAAGAGCCCCCGCCUGCGCGACCUGCACGACGAGAUGGCCGCGCUCAAGAGCCACUUCCAGGCGCAGCUGCUGCAGGAGAUGAGGAAGGUAACGAGCUCGCUGGGUGCUGAAUCCCAGGGGGCGACGGCAGCUCUGCUCCGUCCGGGCGCUAUCGCUGACGGGGCUGGGGCUCUCGCUGCGCUCGUCGUCACCGUGGUCAGGCGCUUCCAGCCGGGAUUCCUGUUGGCGUCUGGAUGGCCACAAGGGCAGCGGGCGCUGGGUGUUUGCGGAGGCUCCUUGGAUACCCCCGAAUUCCAUUGGUCUCCGUGCAAUGAACCCUGGCGUUACACAAAUCCCACUUGGAUGUGCAAGGCUCCAAAGAACAUGCCAGCUUUUAAAAUCCCCUUCCAGCCCGUACCGGCCCAGCCCGCGCCGGGCAUCGAGAAGCUCUGCGAGCUGGAGCUGCCCGCGGGCGCCGAGCCGGGCGACGGCGAGAAGGCCACGGCCUCCUACUACCAGCAGGAGCUCAAGCAGCUCAAGGAGGAGUUCGAAAGGUACAAGAUGAGGGCGCAGGUGGUGCUCAAGAACAAGUCGGCCAAAGACGGCAGCCUGGCCAAGGAGCUGGAGGAAGCUCAAGAGCAGCUGGCCGAUCUGAGGGAGAAGUACAUCGCGCUGCGGCUCUCCGCGGAGGAGACGGAGAAGCGGCACCAGCAGGAGCUGGAAGCCAAGAAGCAGGAGCUGUCCCAGCUGCAGCAAAGCCACCGGCAGGACCUGGAGCGGUGCCAGCUGGAUUACAGGGAGCGAACGCUGAGGCUGGAGGAGGAGAUGCACAAGCAGCGGGACCGGGCGCUGGCCGUGCUGGCGGAGAAGGACCCGGACUUCCGGUACGCGGAGCAGCUGGCGCGCAAGGAGGUGGAGAUGGCGGCGCUGAGGAAGCAGAAGCACGGGCUGGAGACGGAGCUGCACCAGCUCCGGGAGAAGGUGCUGCUGGAGGAGGAGAAGCACCGCGAGGAGGUGUCCGCGCUGCAGGGCAAGCUCCAGAAGAACCGCAGGGAUAAGAGCAGAGAGGGGGCCAACCUGGAGUACCUCAAGAACAUUGUCUAUCGGUUUCUGACGCUGCCGGACUCCCUUGGCCGCCAACAGACCCUCACUGCCAUAUUGACUAUUCUGCACUUCAGCCCGGAGGAAAAGCAGAGCAUUGCGAAGCAGUCGGCGUUCCGGUGGCUUUCUGGGAAGAGAUGA